This is a messenger RNA of Pyricularia pennisetigena, 1380 nucleotides long. RefSeq lists its product as uncharacterized. The record is from RefSeq and is a predicted model, not a curated record. The coding region runs from base 1 to 1380 and encodes 459 amino acids. NCBI's taxonomy places the organism in Eukaryota, Fungi, Ascomycota, Sordariomycetes, Magnaporthales, Pyriculariaceae. Gene Ontology annotation, molecular function: RNA binding. The transcript has a single exon.
AUGUCAACCAAGAAAACUGCCGAGCCACCGAGCUCACCAGGCUCUUCCCCCGCCUCAUCCCGCUCGUCGACCCCGGAACCCACCACCUCCAGCAAGAAGCGCAAGCCGACCACGGACCCAGAGGACGAGAUAGCAGUAGACCUGUCCGCUCCGGAACCCCCAAGCAAGCGCGCCCGCCGUGCCCUGAAGAAGGGCAAGCCGCUGCCCAAGCCCUCGUCCAAGAAGAAGCGGGACGACCGGGCAGACCUGGAGGCCGACGACGACGACGACGACGCGGCCAACCUCCCAGAACAGCUGAGAUCAUCGUCCGCGGGCGGCAAGAAGGAGCGCUCCAACUACGGAGUCUGGAUCGGCAACCUGCCAUUCACCGCCACCCGCGCCGACGUCUUCAAGUGGCUCGUCGAGAACUCGGGCGGCUCCAUCACCGAGGACGCCAUCACGCGGGUCAACCUGCCGCUUUCCAAGGACAAGAAGCCCGGUUCCGAGAGGCGGGACAACAAGGGCUUCGCCUACGUUGACUUUGCCGCCUACGACGCCUGUAUCGCUGCUAUCGCCCUGUCCGAGUCCGACUACGGCGGCCGCAAGCUACUGAUCAAGGACGCCAAGUCCUUCGAGGGCCGGCCCGCCCCUGCCGCCGCCGCCUCCGCCGGUGCAAGUGUCGACGAGACAAAGCCCGGCAAGGCGGGAGCUGCUGCGACCGUAGCUCUGACGCCCAGCACCAACACGAAAAAGAUCUACGUCGGCAACCUCCCCUACGACGCGACCGAGGAGACGCUCCGCUGGCAGUUUGAAAAGUGCGGUACCAUUGAGUGGGCUAAGGUCGCCACCUUUGAGGACUCGGGCAAAUGCAAGGGCUACGGCUGGGUGCGCUUCGCCGAGUCGGCCGCCUGCGACUGGGCCGUCAAAGGCUUUGUCAAGAUCAAGGAAGCCGUCGAGACCGAGGAGGACUUUAUGAGCGAUGACGAGGACGACAAGGCGGAGGAGGGGCCCAAAGACGACAAUGACAACGACGACGAGGAGGAUGAUGCAGCAAAGAAGACAAAGAGGCGGAAGCCGGCCGCCGGCCCGGAAAAGACAAAGACGCGCAAGUGGUGGGUCAACAAGCUCAAGGGCAGGCCACUCACUAUACAGCUUGCCGAAGAUGAUCAGACGAGGUAUAAGAAGCGCUUCGGCAAAGAUGCACCGAAGACUGCCCGGAAGGGAGCCGGAGGCAGAGGCCCACCGAGGAGUAAUGCAGAUUCUGCAGGAGGGGACAGCGCGGAGAAGAACAGCGCUGAAAAGAGCGCUGGAGCCUCACUUAGUUACCAUACCGACAUUAAUGUUGCCAGGCUCACUGGCGCAGCCGUCGCACCUCAGGGGAAAAAGGUCACGUUUGACUGA